Messenger RNA from Schistocerca nitens (vagrant locust), 1182 nucleotides. RefSeq names its product putative odorant receptor 92a. Gene Ontology annotation, biological process: sensory perception of smell; detection of chemical stimulus involved in sensory perception of smell. Bases 1 to 1182 code for a protein of 393 amino acids. The record is from RefSeq and is a predicted model, not a curated record. Gene Ontology annotation, molecular function: olfactory receptor activity; odorant binding. Gene Ontology annotation, cellular component: plasma membrane. NCBI's taxonomy places the organism in Eukaryota, Metazoa, Arthropoda, Insecta, Orthoptera, Acrididae. The transcript is spliced from 7 exons.
AUGGAGUUUGCUACGGCAACGUCAGAGGACAGUGGCGGCGGCGGCGGCGACCUGGAGUACCUGCUGCGGCUGCUGCACUGGACGGGCACGCUGCGCCACCCGCGCGCCGACCGCCGUGCCAGCCGCGCCUUCUACGCGCGCAACGCCGUCGUGGCGGUGUCGGUGCUGCUGUUCGUCUGCUCGCAGGCGGCGGUCAUCCUGCUGGAAGGCACGGCGGACCUGGACCGCUUCACGCGCGCCCUCUGCUUCUUCAACACCGCCGGCACCUGGCUGCUGCGCCUCGCACACGUCGCUGUGACGGAGCGACGCUUCCACGCUAUGGCGCUACAGAUGGACAGUGACUUUGGCGAGUUCGUGACGCGGCGUGACGCAACGCUGCUGCGCGUGCGCGGUCGCUCGCAGCGGCGCUUCGUGGGCGCCUACCUCGGCGACGGCCUGCCCUUCCACAUGGCGCUGCCCUACAGCGUCGACCAGCCGCUCGCCUUCGCCGCCACGUGGUUCUACUGCUUCUGCAUGACCAUGCACGUGGCCGUCGUCACCAUGGUGUUCGACUCCUACAACAUCAGCCUCAUGGCGCACCUGCGCCAGCAGCUCAGUGUGCUCUCCAGUAACGUCCUUGCCCUGGCUGAAGAGGCACGUCACGAGUCGCUGUCUCUCGUGGAGUCCAGUCCGACCUCGAACUCGUCCGUACGUGUCGACAACACUCGAAUUCGUUAUCGACUGCGGAGCAUCAUUCGCCACCAUCAAGCUAUCAUCAGGAACGUCGAGUCACUAGAGAAGUGCUUGGGAGGCAUGUUACUUGGGCAGAGCCUAUCCAUUGGUGCCUCCAUCUGCUUUCAGCUGUUCCAGCUUGCCACAAGUGCGGAAAGCCUGGCAGAGGCCGGCAAGUUCGGCUGCUACCUGUCCGUCAUGCUGGCUCAGCUGUUCGUCUACUGCUGGUUCGGAGACGAACUCAUCACAGAGAGCGAGAAUGUUAGCACGGUGGUUUACUCGACAGUGACGUCACUGCAGGGAUACCCCGUGACUCUGAAGCGGUCUCUGCUCCUCAUGAUGACUCGCGCGCAGCGUCCUCUCCACAUUACGGCUGCAGGGUUCUUCGAUCUCUCCAGGGAGUCUUUUGUGAAGGUUUUAAAUGUAUCUUACUCAUUCUUCGCCAUUCUUCGGAAUUUCAAGGAAGAGUAG